This is a messenger RNA of Oncorhynchus keta (chum salmon), 2650 nucleotides long. Its product is annotated as oocyte zinc finger protein XlCOF6-like. Gene Ontology annotation, molecular function: DNA-binding transcription factor activity, RNA polymerase II-specific; RNA polymerase II transcription regulatory region sequence-specific DNA binding. NCBI's taxonomy places the organism in Eukaryota, Metazoa, Chordata, Actinopteri, Salmoniformes, Salmonidae. The transcript has 2 exons. The coding region runs from base 137 to 2575 and encodes 812 amino acids. Gene Ontology annotation, cellular component: nucleus. Gene Ontology annotation, biological process: regulation of transcription by RNA polymerase II. The record is from RefSeq and is a predicted model, not a curated record.
UUUAAUUUUUUGGUUAAAGUAUCAGUUUUUACGCCACCCAGUAGGUGGCGGCAAUGGACAUUUUAGGAUGUAGUCUGUAAACCUUAAAGAAGAAGAAGCCCAUAGACGACAGUCUCAAGAUAAAUGUUUCUUCAAAAUGUCGAAACAACAGUUGUUGACUGUGUUUAUAGCCAAGCGAUUAAUAUCGGCAGCCGUGAACAUAUUUGGGAUAGAGGAAAGGUGGAUAGCCCAGUACCAGGAGCCACUAGCAGCAGUGACUGUUGAGAUAAUGGCGGCGGUGGAAACGACGAUUGAACAAGAGCUCUCUAGUUCAAAGCAGGAGAUUGAACGUCUACGGAGGCUUCUUCUGGAGUUGGGAGCAGACCCCCAGCAGCUAACUGUCCCUGAAGAGGAGGUUCCCCCUGAGCAGCAGCACUGUGAGCAGGAGUGGAGCCCCAGUCUGGGGCAGCAGGACACAGAGCCCACACAGAUUAAAGAGGAACAGGAGGAACUCGGGACGAGUCCGGAGGAACUCGGGACGAGUCCGGAGGAACUCGGGACGAGUCAGGAGGAACUCGGGACGAGUCAGGAGGAACUCGGGACGAGUCAGGAGGAAGAGCAGCUUCACAGACUUGAGUCUGAUUCCACAGAUGUUGUAGAGUUCAUAUUUACUGCUCCUCCCUGUGUGGAAAAGUACUCUGAUCGGGACAGAGAGAGAGAGAGGGACUCUCUACCCACCAACACAACUGAACAGAUCCAAACAGAACCUAAUGGAGAGGACUACAGAGUAUCAGAACCAACCAGUGACUCUCUGCUCCUCUCUGCAGUAAAUCCACACUGUUCUGCAGCUCACAGUGAAAUCAUUGUAAGUGUGGAUGAGGAUGAGAGCGAGGAACCGGUGUUAAAAACCCUCAAAUCAAGGAGGACACAGGCAGAGAAACGACAAAGCUCUCAAGUCUGCACUGAGGCCAAGACACCCAGUGAGCUGAAAGAACCAUUAAAGUCUCACGCAAAUAAGAAACCGUUCAAAUGUCCUGUGUGCAGUAAACGCUAUCAGACACGAGGCGGUUUAAAAACGCAUCAGAGGAUUCACUCAACUGAAAAUAAUCAUCACUGCAAGAAAUGUGGCAAAUCAUUUAACUUGUUGCAACAAUGGAAGAAACAUAUGAAGAAUCACACAGAGGAGGAAUCACCGACGUGUCACGUGUGCAGUAAAAGUUUUAAACUACCAAACCAUCUGAAAACUCAUAUGAGAUGCCACACGGGAGAGAAAUCCAGUCAGUGUCCGACAUGUGAAAAACACUUUAAAUCAGCGAAAGAGCUCGAGAUUCACCAGAGAAUUCACACGGGAGAGAAACCAUAUCGAUGUCCGACAUGUGAAAAACACUUUAAAUCAGCGAAAGACCUAAAGAAACACCAGAGAAUUCACAUUGAAGAUCAACUGUACCAGUGUCCAACAUGUGAAAAACACUUUAAAUCAAAGUACAACCUUAAACACCACAAGAAAAUUCACACAGAAGAGAAAUCGUAUCGCUGCAAUGAUUGUGUCAAGUGCUACAGGACAAAGACGGGCUUAGAAGAGCACGUGAGGACUCACACAGGGGAGAAACCUUUUAAGUGUUCGGUGUGUGAAAAGUGCUUUACUUCAACAACCAUUCUAAGACGCCACGAGAGAACUCACAGUGGAGAGAAACCGCACGGAUGCACACAAUGCAACAAACGCUUCCCUGUCAAGUCAGACCUGGUUAAACACAUGAGAACGCACACAGGGGAGAAACCGUUUAGCUGUAAAGAAUGUGACAAAUGUUUCAGUCAUAACAUUAGCCUGAGACUGCACAUGAGAACUCACACAGGGGUGAAACCGUACAGCUGCAAAGAAUGUGGCAAAUGUUUUUCUGUUAACAGUAACCUGAGAACGCACAUGAAAAUUCACACAGGAGAGAAAUCGUUUUGUUGCCAAGAAUGUGGUAAAUGUUUCCGGCAUAAAAUUAGCCUGAGACUGCACAUGAUGACUCACAGUGGUGGAGAGAAUCUUCACGGAUGUUCUCAAUGCAACAAACGGUUCCCCAUCAAAUCUCUCCUGGUUAAACACAUGAUGACACACACAGGGGAGAAAUCUAAUAGCUGCAAAGCCUGUGGCAAAUGUUUCCUUCAUAACAUUAGCCUGAGACUGCACAUGAGAAUGCACACAGGGGAGAAAUCAUAUACCUGCAAAGCGUGUGGCAAAUGUUUCCAAAACAAGAUGGUUCUGACGAGGCAUAUGAGAACUCACAGAGGAGAGAAUCCAUAUAAAUGUCCUCUUUGUGUCAGUUCCCUUAUGUCAUCAAAUGAACUAAAACAUAUCUACUUGGGAGAGAAACCAGAGACCGACCAACCAGAGACUCCAUCGUGCCUCUGCAGCGAUUGUGGCAAACGCUUCCCAACGAUGAAAACCCUGAGAGACCACACGAGGACCACACAUGAAGAAAGAAGGCAUCCGUGUUCUGUUUGUGGAGAUUUCUUUAUGUCGUUGGGUUCUCUUAAAGUUCACCAGAAAAUACACACGGGAGAGAAACCCCACCAGUGUUCUGUUUGUGGGAAAUAUUUUGCAUUGUAGUGAUGGGAAGUUCGGCUCUUUUUACAGACUCUGAUCUUUGACUCAUUUAAAUAAAUAAAAUAACUCCUCUUUCGA